Messenger RNA from Lineus longissimus, 4338 nucleotides. Its product is annotated as AP-3 complex subunit beta-2-like. NCBI's taxonomy places the organism in Eukaryota, Metazoa, Nemertea, Pilidiophora, Heteronemertea, Lineidae. Bases 152 to 3397 code for a protein of 1081 amino acids. The transcript is spliced from 23 exons. Gene Ontology annotation, cellular component: membrane coat; AP-3 adaptor complex. The record is from RefSeq and is a predicted model, not a curated record. Gene Ontology annotation, biological process: intracellular protein transport; vesicle-mediated transport.
CACCAAUAUUUUCGGCCAUUUUGGACAGUCGGCACUUUGAAGUUUUGAUGAACACUGUACUACACAUUUUGCCUGAAUACACGCCCAUUUAUUUGUUUUUGGACACUUUCAAAUUAUCAGAGAGGGCAUCAACACUGGCCACUAACUGAUAAUGAUGGCCAAUAAUGGAUUCCAGGGAUCGUAUGCGAAUGAAAGGCCACCAUCUUCCACUGGAAGUGGAGGAGAUGCUGACAUGGCUUCUGAUCCAGCUUCCAGCAGUUUUUUCAUGAAUGAUUUCAAGAAACAUGAAGACUUGAAGUCAAUGCUGGAUGGUAACAAGGACAAUGUGAAACUUGAAGCAAUGAAGCGGAUAAUUGGAAUGGUUGCCAAAGGAAAGGAUGUUUCUGACUUGUUCCCUGCGGUUGUGAAAAAUGUUGUAUCAAAAAAUGCUGAAGUCAAGAAGUUGGUGUUUGUAUACUUGGUCCGAUAUGCUGAGGAACAACAGGAUUUGGCCUUGCUCUCCAUUAGUACAUUUCAGAGAGCUCUGAAGGACCCGAAUCAGUUGAUUCGUGCUAGUGCCCUGAGAGUCCUUUCCAGUAUCCGUGUGCCAGUGAUUGUUCCAAUCAUGAUGUUGGCUAUUAAGGAAUCAGUCAUGGACAUGUCUCCCUAUGUCAGGAAAACAUCAGCUCACGCCAUACCAAAGCUUUACAGUUUGCUGAAAAAAUAUUGUAUAGAUGAGGGGGAGACCAGCCUGGAUCCUGAACAGAAAGAGAUACUGGUGGAAGUCAUUGAGAAGCUACUUGCAGAUAAGACUACCUUGGUAGCAGGCAGUGCAAUCCAAGCCUUUGAAGAGGUUUGCCCAGAGAGGAUCGACCUAAUUCACAAGAACUAUCGUAAACUUUGCACUUUGUUGGUCGACGUUGAAGAAUGGGGCCAGGUGAUCAUCAUCAACAUGAUGACAAGAUAUGCGAGGACUCAGUUUGUUAAUCCUAAUCAAGAUGAUGCUGUCGAGGAGAACAGUGAGAGAGCAUUCUACGCUUCGAGUGAGGAAUCGGAGAAAGAAGAAGAGGAGGAGAAGCCGAAGAAGAAGGCAUACAUAAUGGACGCUGAUCACCGGCUCUUACUCAGGACAUGUAAACCAUUACUCAACAGCAGAAAUGCAGCGGUUGUGAUGGCUGUCGCCCAACUUUACCAUCAUUGUGCGCCGAGGACAGAAGUGAACUUGAUUGCUAAAGCUCUAGUUCGACUACUAAGGAGCCAUAAAGAAGUCCAGUAUGUUGUCUUGAGUAAUAUCGCUGCCUGCUCCAUCAAAAGGAAAGGAAUGUUUGAACCAUUUUUGAAAAGCUUUUACGUGCGAUCAAAUGAUCCAUUACCAGUUAAACUUCUAAAGCUUGAAAUCUUGACGAAUCUUGCCACAGAGACCAACAUAUCAACCAUACUUAGAGAAUUCCAGACUUACGUCACAAGUUCUGAUAAAGACUUCGCAGCAGCCACCAUCCAAGCCAUUGGCCGAUGUGCUAGCAGCAUUGGAGAGAUCACUGAUGCUUGUCUGAAUGGUCUUGUCUCACUCAUGUCCAACAGGGAUGAGAGUGUGGUGGCAGAGAGUGUGGUGGUCAUCAAGAAACUUCUCCAGAUGCAGGGUCAUUCUAAAAUGCCCACAGAACAUAAGGACAUCAUCAUACACAUGGCGAAACUUGCCGAUAAUAUCACUGUUCCAAUGGCACGUGCUAGCAUUCUUUGGCUGAUUGGUGAAUACUCGGACAGGGUACCAAAAAUUGCACCUGAUGUGCUGCGGAAGAUGGCGAAGAAUUUCAUCAAUGAGGAAAACAUAGUCAAGCUACAAAUCCUCAACUUGGCUGCAAAGCUUGCCAUCACCAACUCAAAGCAGACGAAGCUGCUCAGUCAGUAUGUGUUUAACCUUGCUAAAUAUGACCAGAACUAUGACAUCCGUGACAGGACACGGUUCCUGCGUCAGCUUAUCAUGCCGACGGAGAAGACGGGCAGUCUAGCCAAACAUGUCAAGAAGAUUUUCCUGUCAACCAAACCCGCGCCGGUGCUUCAGUCGAAAUUCAAAGAUCGUGAUCAGUACCAGCUCGGCACCCUGUCUCACCUGAUGGAUACUAAAGCCAGUGGUUAUCAAGAACUUCCUGAAUGGCCUGAGGAAGCCCCUGAUCCAACAAUGAGGAAUGUCGAGGUUGUCACGCCGUGGCUCGAUAUCAAACCAGACAAGAAGGCCAUCAAAAAGAAGAAAUCAUUUUAUUCUGAUACAGAAUCAAGUGUUGAUGAUUCUUCUGCAACGGAUGACAGUAGUGAAGAAGAAGAAAGCACUGAAGAAGAAGAGUCUGGAAUGGAAUCUGCGUCUAAGGAUGGGACAGAAAAGUCGGAGACGGAGGGCUCCGAAAAUUCCGACUCAGAGGAGGAGUCUGAGGAAGAAAGUGAGGAGGAAUCGAGUGAAGAAGAGGAAAGUGAAGAGGAGACGGAGAGUGAGAGUGAAGAAGAGAAAAAGCCACCACCGAAAGCUCAAAAGAAGAAAGGAAAAGAGAGUGGUGGUGGUGGUAAAAGUGCCAAUGACCUCUUGCUCGACUUGGAUGAUCUUGGCAUGUCAGCUGCAGCUAGCCCCGUCAUGACCCCUGGUGAUGUCCUGACCCCGACCAUGGCCUCUGACCUCAGUAGCCAUUCCCUUAGUGACAAGGUCAAGUCAGCUUCACAAGCGGUGUCGAGUGCAGUCUUCAUUCCAACUAAAACAUUUGAACUGGUGAACCGUAUGACAGGUGGAGGCCUCAGCGCUCAGUACAGAUUCACUCGAUCCAUGUCUGUCUUCUCACCCAAGAUGGUCUCCGUGGAGAUCAAUUUUAUCAAUAAGAGUGACAAGCCGGUCGUCCCGAUCAGAGUUGGUAACAGCAAGCUUCAGGCUGGAAUGGAACUGCACAGCUUCCCAGAAAUAAAUAAUUUAGAUAGUGGUGCUUCCACCUCAGUCACGAUGGGAAUUGACUUUAACGACACGACGCAACCUGCCAGCUUUGAGAUUUGUACAUCAGAAAGGAAGUUUAGCGUGACAGUCAAGGCACCUGUGGGAGAAUUAUUGCAGCCGAUUUCGAUGAGUGAAAACGAAUUUAAUAGAGAGCAAAGUAAAUUAACAGGUAUGAAUGAAAAUUCCAGCAGCAUAGAAGUACCAUCUGGUAACCGGGACCCAGGAGUGAUCAGCAGUAAAGUUUACGAAGCAGCGAACGUGAUCCAAGUGCCAGGAAUGAACGAAAAUGAAUACAAGUACUGUGCAAAGACAAUGGGGACAGGGUCAUUGGUGCUAGUCAAAGUCACCGCUAGUGGUAGUAAGGUGUCGAUAGUUGUUAACUGUGAGAAAAUGGUGAUAGGUUCAAUGUUGUUAAAAGAUAUCAAAAGUUCUCUGUCUCGGAUAUGAUUUUAUUGAUCGCUGUUUAUAAAUUGGGCACCCUUGGCGCAACUCGUUCGUAGGAUGCAUAAUGUAUAGCUAUAUUCAAGGUAAUCUCUGGGGUCAUUCCGUCAAAGACUGCUUGCAGCAUGAACUACUAUAUGAUAUUACUGACCACAUCAGUUAUGUAAAAAAAGAGUUAAAUAACAUGACAUCGCAUUAGAACGGACCCUAAAAACAAAGUAUGUUUGUUGCUGAUAUUGAUUAAUCUGAUUAUGGCUUGGUCGUACCUUCUGAUUGGCUGUCCUUGACAAAUGCAUGCCAUGAUAUGUAUAUUCUUUAUACUCAGAUUAAAUUGUCCUGAUUGUACACGGUUGUACAUGUAAUCAUGCAGGACAUAAACCAACCUCAUUCCUCUUGGUUUGGUCUGUGUGUGACCAUUGUGUUGUACAUAGUGUAUAGCAUAUUGUCCUGUCCACUGUCCCUGAUAGAACUGUCUGUCUCUUUUGUCUUGUGUCGGUACAUCUAUGUGUACAUUUGAAGUGAGUCAACACAAAAUGCAAUGCUGAAGGCUCAAUAUGCCCCAUAUCUAACAUUUGGAAUUAACAAUACCAUUGCUUUGCCUAUAAAAUGACUGACCUGUCCUACAAAUAUCGGAGCAUUCAGGUAAACAGUAAAACUGUUACGGUAAAAAAUGUUGUGGGAAAAGCACUUGAUUUGAUGCAGUGGCCUAUAAUUGCGUCAUUGCCUUAUUUGGCAACACUAUGCCUCGUAAUGUGCCUGCUGUUCCUAGUUGUUGGUCAUGUGUUGUCAAUUGCAUUAUUUCUCUACUUAUUUGAUGAGAUAAUUUGUUUCUUCCUCAAUUUACAUUUGCUAAUAUUUUGCUUAUGUUUGUGAUGUGGUCUCCAGUAUUACCAAGAAAUUAAUCGUGUCCUGGAAAUUAUAUAUUUCAAUGAAAAAUAAAGUUUGAU